CCUACACAAAAUUAGCACUUCUCUCCAUUCUUCCAUUCUUUGCUAAACUUUCUCCUCCAAACCAUGCCAGAAGCUCCCAAGAACCCAUCUGAGGAUGUCACUUUGGAGAAGAGAAACAACAGGGCACUACAAUUUCUCGAAGAUGUUACUAGUAAUGCUGACCAAGUUCAGAGGCGGGUUCUGGCUGAAAUCCUCUCUUGCAACGCCAAUGUUGAGUAUUUGCAGCGACAUGGCCUCAACGGACGAACAGAUAAUGAAACUUUCAAGAAGCUGUUGCCCGUUGUCUGUUAUGAUGAUUUGAAACACGAUAUCGAACGUAUUGCCAAUGGGGACGCUUCACCGAUCCUUUGCUCCAAACCCAUAUCCGAGUUCCUGACUAGUUCUGGGACGUCUGGCGGGGAGAGGAAACUGAUGCCAACAAUUGAAGAAGAAAUGGACAGAAGAACGUUGUUUUACAGCCUCCAGAUGCCGGUGAUGAGCCAGUUUGUUCCGGGUUUGGACAAAGGGAAAGGAAUGUACUUUUAUUUCAUUAAAUCCGAAUCCAAAACCCCUGGGGGACUGGUGGCUCGUCCUGUCCUAACCAGUUAUUACAAAAGCGCACAUUUUAAGGACAGGCCCUAUGAUCCUUACACCAACUACACAAGCCCAAACCAAACCAUUCUCUGUGCUGAUUCUUACCAGAGCAUGUACUCUCAACUGCUCUGUGGCCUAAUUCAAAACCAGGAAGUUCUUCGUGUCGGUGCUGUUUUUGCUUCUGGAUUUAUUCGAGCUAUCAGGUUCCUCGAAAAACACUGGGAAGUUCUCUGUAACGAUAUUCGAACUGGAAUCCUAGACUCAAAAAUCAGUGAUGAGUCUGUUAGAGAGUCAGUCGCCAAAAUUCUCAAACCAAACCCGGAGCUUGCUUGUUAUAUUGAAUUGGAAUGCAGGAAAGGAUCGUGGAAGGGAAUUAUACCUCGACUGUGGCCUAAUACCAAGUACAUCGAUGUGAUCGUGACCGGGACCAUGUCGCAGUAUAUCCCGACACUUGACUAUUACAGUAAUGGUCUGCCUCUUGUUUGCACCAUGUAUGGAUCUUCCGAGUGUUACUUUGGACUGAACCUAGAUCCAUUAUGUAAGCCUAACGAGGUGGCUUACACCCUUCUUCCUACCAUGGCCUAUUUUGAAUUUUUGCCGGUGAAUCGGAUAGCAGAAUUUGCAGAUUCUGGCUUUGAACCGCUGUCAAUGACCGGUGAGCAGGAUCAAGAACUUGUUGAUCUUGUGGAUGUCAAAUUGGGAGAAGAAUAUGAGCUCGUUGUCACUACAUACGCUGGUCUUUACCGUUAUAGAGUUGGGGACAUACUCCGUGUGGCUGGAUUCAAGAACAAGGCACCUCAAUUCAACUUCAUAUGCCGGAGAAAUGUUGUUCUAAGCAUUGAUUCUGACAAAACCAAUGAGGUGGAAUUGCAAAAUGCAGUCAAGAAUGCAGCAGAAUGUCUUCUCCCAUUUGAUGCCACCCUUACAGAAUACACUGGCUAUGCAGACACAUCAACCAUCCCAGGCCACUAUGUGCUAUACUGGGAGUUGAGCCGCAACGGUGAAACCUUAAUUCCUCCUUCGGUGUUGGAGGAUUGUUGCCUUGUAAUCGAAGAAUCUCUCAACAGUGUCUACCGACAAGGCAGGGUUUCCGACAAGUCCAUCGGGCCUCUGGAGAUUAAGGUGGUGGAGAACGGGACAUUUGACAAGCUUAUGGAUUUUGCUAUUAGCCAGGGUGCCUCAAUAAACCAGUACAAGACUCCAAGAUGUGUAAAAUAUACUCCAAUUGUGGAGCUCUUGAACUCAAGGGUUGUCUCCAAUUACUUCAGUCCAAAAUGCCCCAAAUGGGCUCCGGGCCACAAGCAAUGGUGCAGUUGCAGUGUGCAGGAGUGAAGAAAGUGUUGUGUAUGAAGAGAAAUUAAGCAGAGGUUUUAUAUUGUCAUAAAACUACCUAAAUUCGCCAAGGCACCCAUGUUCCUCUAGAAAAUUUAAAUUAUGGAAUAAAUUCAUUUUAGCUUU
Molecule: messenger RNA, 2031 nt
Organism: Rubroshorea leprosula
Lineage: Eukaryota; Viridiplantae; Streptophyta; Magnoliopsida; Malvales; Dipterocarpaceae
Source: the annotation of a GenBank genome assembly